This is a messenger RNA of Oppia nitens, 1263 nucleotides long. RefSeq lists its product as uncharacterized. Gene Ontology annotation, biological process: central nervous system development; regulation of transcription by RNA polymerase II. Lineage: Eukaryota; Metazoa; Arthropoda; Arachnida; Sarcoptiformes; Oppiidae. Gene Ontology annotation, cellular component: nucleus. Bases 1 to 1263 code for a protein of 420 amino acids. Gene Ontology annotation, molecular function: DNA-binding transcription factor activity, RNA polymerase II-specific; RNA polymerase II cis-regulatory region sequence-specific DNA binding. The transcript has 5 exons. The record is from RefSeq and is a predicted model, not a curated record.
AUGACGACGACUGAAUCGAUGGCCAACAACAACAAUAAGCCGCCGGCAGAUCCAGAAAUUAAAGAAUUACAAAACAUUGAUCAGAUAUAUUUGGAUGCCCUGGCCAUCGGUGGUCAAGUAAUUAUCGAUAACAUCGGCAAAUUCAGAAUUGAAACAUCCGAUGACAAUCAACUGACCGCCGCCGCCGUUGUCCUCCCCGUACGUAAAUCAUUGCGUAACAAACAACUAUUGGUGGCAAAAACAACUGUGCCGCCGACCACCAAUCAAAGAGACCGGACGUUUGAAUGUGACGAUUGCCGAAAAAAAUAUAGAAAUUUAAAAAAUUUAAAUAGUCAUCGAUGUUCGGCAACCAAACUAAUGCCGUCUAAAUUCAGACAAAUACAACCGCCAGAGUCGACAUUAUUACCACCGAUGCCGGCGAAGCGACCUCUGAAGCCGACGACGACGACGACAACCAAAAAGCGGCCAAAAUCAGUGAUUAGCGAUACAAACAAUGUCGACGACAGUCCCGAACGGGAAUCACAACCCGAUGUUGUGAAUAUUAGCGCCGCCGCCGCCAACGAUACGAUUGCCGUCAAUGUCCUAAGCGAUGACGACAACAACAACGACAACACCGACGCCGGCAAUUCAGUGAAGCCGGCUAUUAAUGAGCGAUCGGCCGAUAAGAAUCGCCAGAAGCGAUUUAGAUGUGAUUACGAUGGCUGCCAAUUAAGUUAUGUUAAGUCGUGUAGCCUUUUGCGCCAUAAGCGCGACAAACAACACCACCGCCAGCAACAACAACAACAACUCACGACCAUAUAUGGCCAGAUACCCGCUGCAGCAGCCGCCGCCACUGAUAAUCAGUGGCCGCAGUAUCGGUCACUACUCGAUAAGUAUACCGAUGAUGACGAUGACGAUGACGAUUAUGACCUGCCGGAGAGGCCAUACAAAUGUGAUUACGACGGAUGCUUAUUAAGUUAUGUUAAGUCGUAUAGCCUUUUGCGCCAUAAGCGCGACAAACAACACUACCGCCAGCAACAACUAACGACCACACCCUCUGGCCAGACACCCGCAGCAGCAGCAGCCGCCACCACAACAACAACUGCAAUAGUAGACGGCAGAGAUGUUAGUGCAAACAGUUCGGUUGUUGGCCAUCAACUCACGACCACACCCUCUGGCCAGACACCCGCAGCCGCUACCAUCACUACCACUGCAGUAGUAGACGGCAGCGAUGUUACCGCAAACGAUGUUAUGUUAGAUUACAAAAAACACGACGACGACUGA